Molecule: messenger RNA, 954 nt
Organism: Talpa occidentalis (Iberian mole)
Lineage: Eukaryota; Metazoa; Chordata; Mammalia; Eulipotyphla; Talpidae
Product: olfactory receptor 11G2-like
Exons: 1
Coding region: 1-954 (317 amino acids)
Biological process (GO): G protein-coupled receptor signaling pathway
Cellular component (GO): membrane
Molecular function (GO): olfactory receptor activity; G protein-coupled receptor activity
Source: RefSeq, a predicted model, not a curated record
AUGAAUGUGUCUGGCAAAGGAAUCACCUCCUCUGUGAGCCAUUUCAUCCUCAUGGGCUUUCCCUCCAGCCCAGAAAGGCAGCUCCUCUACUUUGGGCUCUUCUCAGUAACCUACAUCCUGACCCUGAUGGGGAAUGCGGCCAUUGCCUGUGCUGUGCUGUGGGACCGCCGCCUUCACACCCCCAUGUACAUCUUCUUGGGCAAUUUCUCUCUCCUGGAAAUAUGUUAUGUCACCACCAGUGUCCCUAACAUGUUGGCCAACUUCCUGUCCACAACCAAGUCUAUCUCCUUCGUGAGCUGUUUUGCACAGUUCUACUUCUUCUUCUCCUUUGGGUGUGAUGAGGGCUUCUACCUCUGCAUCAUGGCAUUUGACAGGUACCUCGCCAUCUGCCGCCCUCUGCAUUACCCGCGCAUCAUGACUAAACAGCUGUACACUGGCCUGGUCAUCUUUGGAUGGUCAGGUGGUUUGAUCAUCUUCGUAACCCCAGUUGUUCUCAUUUCCCAGUUGCCCUAUUGUGGUCCAAAUAUCAUCAACCAUUUUAUGUGUGAUCCUGUCCCUUUGAUGAUGCUUUCCUGUUCUGAAGAUAAAACCACACAGUCCAUUUACUCUACUUUCAAUACUAUUUUUAUGAUUGGCACCUUCCUCUUUGUUAUCUGUUCAUAUGCCCUAGUGAUUCUGUCUGUUCUACGGAUGCCCUCAGCAGCGAGCAAACGCAAGGCUUUCUCCACGUGUGCAUCUCACCUGGCUGUGGUGUUCUUGUUUUUCGGGUCUGUUAUGGUGAUGUAUAUUACCCCUGGAUCAGGGCACCCAGUAAAAAUGCAAAAAAUCAUUACUUUGUUUUAUUCUGUGAUAACACCUCUGUGCAAUCCUCUAAUAUAUAGCCUGAGGAACAAGGAAAUGAAGGCUGCACUGAGGAAGAUAUUCAGAAUUGAAAAAGGUUUUCAUAAAAUAUAA